AUGAGGAGGAGAUCGUCUGGAUCCGCCGCAGAGGACGAAGGCGAAGGCGACCACCAUCACCCUCCAUCGAAUGCCGCCGAUCUCACCCUGUCCAAGACGGUUACUGAAAGAUCAGACGGUCUCUCCAACCCCGAAGAUCUCCAGGACGCAGAUCUCCAGUCAACCACUGUUCGACGGUUGGAUACCAAGAUAAAACGCACCCUACCCGAACUCGACAGACGGAAAAGUACGGACAAGCGGAAUUCGACGACCAGAAGUCGACGGCCCAGCAGCACGAAUUGGAAGCCAGCCCACCUGCGAAAUGCUGCUGUCGACCAAGAUCGAUCUACCGAGAACCCCGUCCUAAUCUCGUCUGACAAGAUGCCCGAAUCUCGACAGAAUGCUCGACGUUCAAGGCUGCGCAGUCCGUGGUCUAUCUCUGCCCUGGUCUUUGUCACAACAGCGCUGGCCUUGCUCUCACUGGCCUCCGUCAUACACUCGUUCUCCAAUAAGCAAAUGGACACUAAAGGAUGUCGCAUGUCAUACAUGAGGCCGUCAUUUGCAAAGCUCUCGGACUUUGACACGGAGCAUACGCGCUUCGCUAGCAAAUAUUCCGUCUACUUGUACAGAGAAGGCAUGAUUGAUGAAGAUACAAAGGUAAAAGGUGUGCCUGUUCUCUUCAUUCCUGGUAAUGCGGGUAGCUACAAGCAGGUCCGACCCAUUGCCGCCGAGGGGGCUAAUUAUUUCUACGAUAUCCUCCAGCAUGACCAGGACGCAAUUAAGGGCGGUGCUCGAAACCUGGACUUCUUCACUGUCGACUUCAACGAGGACAUCACAGCUUUCCAUGGCCAGACCUUGCUAGAUCAAGCCGAAUACCUGAACGAGGCAAUCGCAUACAUCUUGUCCCUCUACCAUGACCCGCGGAGGUCCGGACGAGACGCUGAUCUUCCGGACCCCACAUCGGUGAUCAUUUUAGGGCAUUCAAUGGGUGGUAUAGUAGCCCGAACUAUGCUGGUCAUGCCAAAUUACCAGUCGAACUCGAUCAACACGAUUAUCACCAUGUCUGCGCCGCACGCGCGUCCACCCGUGUCAUUCGAUGCCGAGAUUGUUCGAACAUAUCAGAAAAUCAACGAUUAUUGGAGAGGGGCAUAUUCCCAGAAGUGGGCAAACAACAACCCUCUUUGGCAUGUCACUUUGAUUUCCAUAGCUGGUGGAGGGCUGGAUUCCGUGGUUCCUUCAGACUACGCGAGCUUGGAAUCUCUAGUUCCCGAUACGCAUGGAUUUACGGUCUUUACCUCGUCUGUGCCGACCGUCUGGACUAGCAUGGAUCAUCAAGCCAUUCUGUGGUGUGAUCAAUUUCGGAAGGUCGUUAUCAGGUCGUUAUACGAUGUCAUUGACGCCAACCGACCUGCGCAGACGAAGCCGCGAGCCGAUAGGAUGAGAGCCUUCAAAAAGUGGUACUUGACCGGAAUGGAGAGUGUUGCCGAAAAGACCCUCUCAAACAUGGAUCCCACGACCCUCCUUACCCUGGAGGACGGUUCAAUCACUAAACAAGAGGAGAGGUUGGUUUUGAGGAAGUUUGGGCAGAAUCGCAGACCGAAAGCGCACCUUUUACCUAUCCCACCACAAGGAACGCCUGGAGGAAAUAGGUUCACACUUCUGACGGACCAGAAACUGGACAAGCCCGGCGAUGCUGGGAAAUUGGAAGUACUGUUCUGCAGUGUCUUUCCCCUCCACCCUGGACAGUCAGCGACCUUGUUUUCAAUGAACAUGGAUCUGUCGGGGGACAGCACAGGGACGACGAGGUUGGCUUGCAAAAACGCGGCUUCUGAUGUAAUCAUCUUACCAGCAUCGAAUAGGGCAACUAAGCAACCGUUUUACCUGGACCAAGAAGCGGAAAUUACGCCGUUCUCGUACCUGCAAUACGAUUUGGAAGACAUUAUGGACCAUCAAUUCGUGGCUAUAGUUGACAAAGCAGUAGAUCCUACGCCAGGCUGGGUCAUCGCCGAGUUUAGCGACAACGUGCAAUCACACCGAGUGCGGUCCCUGGGACUUCGACGACUAUUGGCGUUUGGGAUGAAGUUCAAACUGCCUGCAAAACGCCCCAUGGUAGCUGAAGUCAAGAUUCCGGCACUGCACUCAAGCUUGCUUGCCUACAAGCUCGAGAUGGGUAACCAGGUGUGUGGAGAAGAGGCGGAACUUUUCACACCCUUACUCCGUCAAUAUAUCUCCAGCCCAUACGAAUCGAAGUAUUUUGUGAACGUCAAACAAGCAGACAUCAACCUCCAUGGAGUAUCACCAUACAUGCCGCCUUCGCUCACGGAAAAGAGCUUCCAAGAAGGGCUGAGCCUCCAGUUCUGGACGGAUCCUACGUGCGACUCUAGCGUCAAAAUUGCCCUGAAGGUCGAUAUCCCGGGCAGCAUGGGAAAGCUUUACAUGCGAUAUAGGACUGUCUUUGCUGCUUUUCCAAUGUUGAUUGUUGCAUUGGUUCUGAGAAAACAAUUUCGAGUUUACGACGAAAAGGGAAUUUUCAUGCCCUUUUCCGAGAGUCUGGACUUGUGUCUACGUCAAUCACUGCCUCUGAUACUUUUGGCACUCACCUGCUUGGCGGUAUCUUUUGCCCACAAUAGCUCAGCUCCAUCUGAAACCACUUCUUCCGGAUUUUGGGGCUGGAGAGGAAACGCUACCGAGACUCAAGUAGAUUUUACCAAGAAUGACCUUCUUGUUGGUUCACCAGAUCCUUUCUUUUGGUUCAUGGUUCCAUUCAUCGGCCUGGUGUGCGUGGGAGUCUGUGUGAUGAUGAAUUAUGCAACUCUGCUGCUCACUCACAUUUUCAGUAUUGUAUACGGCUGGUUGAGCUUCAAGCCCGCCUGGCUACGUAACGAAGAUAAGAGGAGGGCGACAUCUUCAGCAUUUGCCCCAUCAACGCCCCGGCGACGUAUCUUGACUACUGCUUUACUUCUCUUCUUAGUAUCAACAGUCAUUCCAUACCAAUUCGCAUAUCUCGUCGCGUGUCUCGUACAACUCGCUACUUGCACUCGUGCCCUGCGUUUCGCCAGAGAGGCGCGAUCAAACAAUAACUUCAACUUCCACAAUUACGCACACUCGAUCCUCAUCCUCAUGCUCUGGAUUCUCCCUAUCAAUCUCCCCAUCCUUGUGGUUUGGGUCCAUAACCUGGCCGUGCAAUGGCUUACCCCGUUCUCGUCACACCACAACGUCCUUUCCAUAAUGCCAUUCAUCCUUCUGGUUGAGACACUGACCAGUGGGAAGAUGGUGCCACGAAUGACAUCGCGCCUCCGUCACUUCACCAGCAUCUUCUUCUUCGCCAUCGCAAUCUACGCUGCUGUGUAUGGAGUCACGUAUGCAUACAUGCUUCAUUAUCUCGUCAAUUUCGUCGUGGCAUGGCUUGUGGCAAUCCAUUCCACCACCUCCUCGUGGACUCUGACAGGCCUGAGCACAUUGUUCGAUUCAGACGGAUCAGAGACUGACCGGAAACGAGGAAAGACACCUUGA
Drepanopeziza brunnea f. sp. 'multigermtubi' MB_m1 is the source of this 3492-nucleotide messenger RNA. The record is from RefSeq and is a predicted model, not a curated record. Lineage: Eukaryota; Fungi; Ascomycota; Leotiomycetes; Helotiales; Drepanopezizaceae.